Messenger RNA from Paracoccidioides brasiliensis Pb18, 669 nucleotides. RefSeq lists its product as uncharacterized. The coding region runs from base 1 to 669 and encodes 222 amino acids. Gene Ontology annotation, biological process: glycerol-3-phosphate metabolic process. The transcript has a single exon. Gene Ontology annotation, molecular function: glycerol-3-phosphate dehydrogenase (quinone) activity. The record is from RefSeq and is a predicted model, not a curated record. Gene Ontology annotation, cellular component: mitochondrion; glycerol-3-phosphate dehydrogenase (FAD) complex.
AUGGCCAAGGAUACGGUCGACAGGGCUAUAACAGAGUUCCAAUUGAAGCCACACGGGCAUCAGAAACUGCCUGAUAUCAGUGGUAUUGGUAUUGACGAGACUGCGGUACCCCUGGACGGCACCUGCAGAACGGAAUCUCUGCCGCUCAUCGGCGCACAUGGUUAUCACACCACCCUGUACAUUGACCUUAUCAAGAAGUUCAACUUUGAUUCUGAUGUCGCGCAGCACCUAGCACGCUCAUACGGUGAUCGCGCAUGGGAGGUUGCUUCCUUGUCUGCAUCCUCUGCCUCCUCGUCUGCUACCUCUCCAGCGACCGUCUCCCCUACCUCGCACGCACGCCUCUCCCCUUCCUACCCAUACCUCACAGCGGAAAUCCAAUACGCCAUCAAGAACGAGUACGCAAUGACGGCCGCAGACAUCCUUGCCCGGCGCACCCGCCUGGCCUUUGUGGACACUAAUGCGGCCUUACAGGCGCUACCAGGGUUGAUAGAUCUGAUGGCCGAGGAGAUGAAAUGGAGUGACGAGAAGAAAGAGCGAGAGUGGACUGAUACAAUCCGUUUUCUUGCUUCCAUGGGAUUGCCGGCAGAUAUGAUGAGUGUGACGAGGGAGCAGGUUAUGGCGGGCAAAGUAGCUGCGAAGAUUGGUGAGGAUGCUGUGGCUAGCGACUGA